Molecule: messenger RNA, 1128 nt
Organism: Indicator indicator
Lineage: Eukaryota; Metazoa; Chordata; Aves; Piciformes; Indicatoridae
Product: glutamine synthetase
Exons: 6
Coding region: 4-1128 (374 amino acids)
Cellular component (GO): cytoplasm
Molecular function (GO): glutamine synthetase activity
Source: RefSeq, a predicted model, not a curated record
GCCAUGUCGGUGUCACACAGCUCCAGGCUGAACAAGCUGGUGCGGGAGCAGUACAUGAAGCUGCCCCAGGACGGGCUGGUACAGGUCACCUACGUCUGGAUCGAUGGCAGCGGCGAGGGUGUGCGCUGCAAGACCAGGACCCUCGACAAGGAGCCCAAGAGCAUCGAAGACGUCCCUGAGUGGAAUUUCGAUGGCUCCAGCACGGCACAGGCUGAGGGCUCCAACAGUGACAUGUUCCUGGUGCCAGUCCGCAUGUUCAGGGACCCUUUUUGUCUGGACCCCAACAAGUUGGUGCUUUGCGAAGUGCUGAAGUACAACAGGAAACCUGCAGAGACCAACCUGAGACACACAUGCAAGAAGGUCAUGGAAUUGGUUAAGGACAGCCACCCCUGGUUUGGGAUGGAGCAGGAGUACACUCUACUGGGCAUCAACGGCCACCCCUACGGCUGGCCUGACAAUGGCUUCCCCGGCCCACAGGGCCCCUAUUACUGUGGGGUUGGAGCAGACAAGGUGUAUGGGCGUGACAUCGUGGAGUCCCACUACAAGGCCUGUCUCUAUGCAGGGGUGAAGAUCUGUGGCACCAAUGCAGAGGUGAUGCCCUCCCAGUGGGAAUUCCAGGUGGGCCCAUGUGAAGGCAUUGAGAUGGGAGACCACCUGUGGAUGGCUCGGUUCAUCCUCCACCGUGUCUGCGAGGACUUUGGGGUCGUGGCUACUCUGGACCCCAAACCAAUGACUGGCAACUGGAACGGCGCUGGGUGUCACACCAACUACAGCACCGAGGAGAUGCGGAGAGAAGGGGGUCUCAAACACAUCGAAGCUGCCAUCGAGAAGCUGAGCAAGCGCCACGACUACCACAUCUGCGUCUACGACCCGCGGGGCGGCAGGGACAACUCCCGGCGCCUCACCGGCCACCACGAGACCUCCAACAUCUUCGAGUUCUCCGCGGGGGUGGCCAACCGCGGCGCCAGCAUCCGCAUCCCGCGCCAGGUCGGCCAGGACGGCUGCGGCUACUUCGAGGACCGGCGGCCGGCCGCCAACUGCGACCCUUACGCCGUCACCGAGGCCAUCAUGAGGACCACGGUGCUGAACGAGACCGGGGUGGAGACCAAGGACUAUGCUGCCCACUGA